GAAUCCUACUUGCUGUCAAUGAGAAUUUGUUUUGCAAAGCUAUAUUAUCAACGAAAUUAUCUCAUAUGAAAUAGGAAAAAGUGCAAAGAUCUCCUGCUUUUGAAACAAAUUUGAACAACGAUUGAAGCGCGACGUUACAAAUUCACUUGAAUGAAAUGAAAAUUGAACCUGUUCAACUUUUAACAAUUCAAUUGAGUUGUCAAAGCAUAUAGCAUUGUCAUAAUAAUAAUCAUGCUUAUGUGUAAUUAAUAUUCAUGCUUACAGUCGUAACCGCCAAUUUAAUGGGAAAAUUUGCGCCAAAAGAAUUCAUAGCCAGAGAUUCCUAUUGCGCAUGACCUGGAACGAAACCUGUCAUGUUUUCUCUCUACCACGGUCCUACCCAGCAAUUCAUCGAUGUUGUUUGUUUAUUUCCAUCCAACAGGAACAAGUCAAUUGGCAUCAAUCUGUUACAUUACUAAUAAAUUUAUAUCCAUCUAGCUUAACUAGUUCUUUAAAAGAUGUAGAACAACCCCACGGGGUAGUUCGUGGUUUCAAUACCGACUUAUAAGAAACAAGCGUGUCUACGUAACAUGUUCAUCCAGAUUUCCUAGGCCAUGUCCAGCUUUGAGUUCCUCCCCUUUGAGAUUUGUUGUAUGAUCUUUGACUAUCUAAGCGUAUCGGACCUGAAAAAUGCUUCCCUUACCUGUCGAAGGUGGUGUCACAUCAUCUUCUCCGACUAUUACAUUCGGCGAUUCAUGCUCCGGAUCAACCUGCACAGGUCCGACCGGACCCGGAUGGUUAAGGCUGUGGGAUCUCCAGUAUUGUCGGAAAGAUCUCGGGUCAGCGUUCCUAGUUCAUUCCCUUGUUCGCUGUAUCAACGCUGCCGGACAGGAAAGGCAAAAUCGAAAUGUGAACUUCGCCAUAUGUCGAUGGUACUGCGGCGGUCCUGUCGUCACUACAACAACAUUACUUUUGUGUGCGACAAUAGGAGUGAGUUCACCGACAACGUGUUCAACGUCAUCCUAAACUUACUCAGACCUAGCGGUCUGGAGCGUGUUGAAAUUUUAAAAAUCAUUCUCUCUUCAAAUUUGAACGUCCUCGUUACUAUAUUGAACAGUGCAAUCAGAAAUAUGACACGAUUACGAAGUUUUCAUUUGAUUUAUGAUCCUCAGCGAAGGUUGCAAUGCGGAGAUCAGGUUCGACCCUGUGUAGUGAUAGAAAGCCAAACCAUUACGCACAUAGAGCUGAAAUCGGUCAUUCCGGAGCAGAUGCGUCUACCGAAAUUAAACUCACUAGACGUUAGUCUACAACCGGGCAUCGCCGGCAUAAUCGAAAGUGUAGCGCACAAUCUGACAACACUACAGCUUCAACUUGAUUGCACUUCGGCAAACUGCGGGGAAGAGGAAAUCUACGCCCUAACACUGGAUCAAUUGAAAACCCUUAAACUCAGUCGCGGCAUAAUGAACGAAUUCAGCUUCCCAAUCCCUGUAAGUUCGAAUCGUCCAGGCUUAAAGCUACGUUUCUUCCGGCAUCUGGACAAACUAGAGAAACUCAUUCUGGAGGAAAAAUACACAGCGGAGAACAUAUUUUUGGCAAUCUGUGAAACUUCGCGCAAUCUAGUAGAGCUCAAAAUAGAUCACCUUAAGGUUGUAAACUGCACCGUUCUUGAUAAGCUAUCACUUUUACAGAACCUUAAAAUUCUUUCACUUCCAAAUAUCUAUUCUUCUCACGAAAUCUCCUUCCACUACGUCUAUCUACCAAAGCUGGAGACCCUGCACCUGGAAGUUUUCAAAGACUCAUCCUACUCGUUCAGCAAGUUUGUGAAUUUGAAACGCCUUACGGUGGGGUCAUACUCGUCGCAAGCACCGGAGGUGAUCGACAUCAUUUCGAUGCACAUUCAGCGGCUGCACGAGUUGCGGUUGUACUUUCUGGACUACGCCGGAGUACCAUCGCGGACGUUCCGCAAAUUGACCUACUUGGGUCAGCUGCGAAAGCUGGAGCUGAUCAAGGGCCAUCUGCGGCGGGAUGUGUUCGGCCGGUGUCCACCGGGUUUGAGUGCCCUGGAGACGAUCGUGUUUAACUUCUGUCAGUUGGACACGGAACACUUUGACGGAAUGCGGGAGAAGUUUCCGAAGCUGAAGGACGUACGCUUCGUGGACUGUUUAGUGCGGGGACAGUUGCCGUACUCGGAGGUAAGGCUGAGCUAUCGCUGAGGGGAGCGGUAAAAGGUGUGACUUUUAUGGGAUGGGAAAAAUUUUAAAUAAUUUAUCGUUAAUAAAGAU
Armigeres subalbatus is the source of this 2261-nucleotide messenger RNA. RefSeq lists its product as uncharacterized. The transcript has 2 exons. Gene Ontology annotation, molecular function: protein binding. The record is from RefSeq and is a predicted model, not a curated record. NCBI's taxonomy places the organism in Eukaryota, Metazoa, Arthropoda, Insecta, Diptera, Culicidae. The coding region runs from base 594 to 2192 and encodes 532 amino acids.